AGGGAUACGGAAUAGAUCAUGUCACUCUCCGGAUCCUUCCAAUACGUGCUCAUCCCAGCGGACGCUUCCCAGCCUAUCAAGAUAUGUUCGGCCGACAAGUCUGGAGGGUUGGAGAACGAUCUGCUCGUCAAAAAUGCAAAGAAUUUCUUUCACGAUCUCACAGGAUCAAGGGCGAGAGCGCAAAAAAUGGAAGAGGCCGGACCAGAGGAGCGGAAGGCACUGGCUGAUCAAAUUCGUCUACAACUUGACUCAUCGCCCGAUUUGACGGACCGACUGAAAAAUAUGGAUGACAAAUCUGUACUGGAUAUGGUAUACAAGUCGCAGGCCCAGCCUUCGUGCGACAUAAUGGCCUUGACAGUACCAUGCGCCGGUAACAAUUUUAAAGCAGUCAGCAUGUACUCGGCGGACAGUGCCAAACAGCACGGCCUGCCGCAGAACGGACGAGCAACGGCGUUGAUGACUGCGUGCGGACACGCAGCGGUCGACGGUGGUGUAUACGGCGACGCCUUUGUGGGACGUGCGUUGGACAAUGAAAACACUGAUGUUUGGGCCCGCAUUGAUUUUUUGCCCGCAGACGCGGAUCCCGGCGCCGACUGGUGUCGUGCGGCACGCGGUCAGGGGGGUGGCGGAGGGUCGGGGACGAAAGCCGCGUCGUCUCUCUCGAACUUGGUGACGCAACAACAAUUCGCAAUGCAAGGUAACGGCAACAAAGUGCAAGCUAUCGACGGUAUGCCAGGGUCGGAAACUAAUUCCUUGUUCGGGCUGAAUGGGGCUCCACCAGUACAAGAAACAUGGGGAACCUGGACGCAAACAGAUACGGAAGUAGAAUUGAAAUUUCCUGUGUCUAGUGGAACCAAGUCGAAAUAUUGCAAGCUCAAUUUUGGUAGAUUGAGGCUCAAAGUUACCGUGGCUGGCCAGGUGUUACUGCAAGGGUCUGUUUUUGACCCGAUACCGCCAGAUGAAUGCACUUUUACUUUACAGGAUGAAGGCAUUGGUCGUGAAUUGUGUGUCACUUUAUACAAAACGGAGCCUCGCACCUGGUCGUAUAUUGUAAAGUAG
This is a messenger RNA of Phaeodactylum tricornutum CCAP 1055/1, 1059 nucleotides long. RefSeq lists its product with no specific name. Gene Ontology annotation, cellular component: cytoplasm. The transcript has a single exon. Bases 19 to 1059 code for a protein of 346 amino acids. Gene Ontology annotation, biological process: protein folding. Lineage: Eukaryota; Bacillariophyta; Bacillariophyceae; Surirellales; Neidiaceae. The record is from RefSeq and is a predicted model, not a curated record.